Molecule: messenger RNA, 2385 nt
Organism: Styela clava
Lineage: Eukaryota; Metazoa; Chordata; Ascidiacea; Stolidobranchia; Styelidae
Product: acetylcholine receptor subunit beta-like
Biological process (GO): monoatomic ion transmembrane transport
Cellular component (GO): postsynaptic membrane
Molecular function (GO): transmembrane signaling receptor activity; acetylcholine-gated monoatomic cation-selective channel activity
Source: RefSeq, a predicted model, not a curated record
UUGGACUUAUAAAUUGUACAAGUUUCUUAGAUGUUAUAGGCUGAACUAUCUUCACUAAAAAUAUUUUUUCAUAAUCUUAAUACAGUAAAUAACAAUAGUGAGAUCAAAUGUUUGCGUCUCGGCAAAUUAUAAUUUAUAUUCUUGUACUCAUCUCAGUAUGUUACGCAUUGGCAAAAGGGAAUUGGAAUACGGAUGAAGCCAGAGUUCUAUCAAAAAUUUUAGAUGGCUACGAUAAAAAUGCGCGACCUGAAAGCGGAAAUUCAAAUAAAACAGAAAUUCACCUUUCGAUGACAUUGUCUCAAGUAAUUGCUGUGAGUGAAAAAACUGAGGCAAUGACAACGUCAAUAUAUAUGAUCCAUACGUGGUAUGAUUAUAGACUGAUGUGGAAUGAAUCCGAGUAUGGCGGAGUCAACGUGUCUAGAGUUCCUGCAGACGAUGUAUGGGUUCCGAGAAUUAUACUGCAAAACAGCAAAGAUGACAAGUUCGAUGUUUCAUUGCGCACUGAUGUGCUGGUAUAUCCUAACGGAAUGAUGGAAUGGAUGCCGCCUUCUUUGUAUAUUAGUUCUUGCGAAAUUGAGGUUUCUCUUUUUCCAUUUGACUGGCAAAACUGUUCAAUGAUUUUUCGUUCGCUGUCUCAUGAUUCUGACGAAAUGACUUUGACAGCUGAUGACUACAUUACAAUAGAUAAAAGCGCAUUUCAGGAAAAUGGUGAAUGGGACCUCAUAAGCAAGCCUAUAAGUACCGCAAUGACAUAUCGAGGUAAUGUCCCAUACGAUGACGUCAUAUUCUACUUUAUAUUGCAACGUCGUCCACAAUUUUACAUCAUGAACUUGAUUGUACCUUGCAUUUUGAUGAUGACGUUCUCUUGUUUCACCUUUUUUCUUCCGGCUGUAUCCGCUCAAAAGAUGACACUUUCUGUUUCAACACUUCUCGGCGAAACUGUAUUCCUGUUCCUAAUCGCACAGAGAAUGCCAGAAACAUCGCGAUCCAUUCCUCUGAUUGUUGCUUACCUGAUAUUUUCUAUGGCUCUCAUCAUAAAUUGUGUAGUGUUUAGCGUCAUAGUGUGCAAUGUUCACUUUCGUUCGUCGACAACUCAUCGAAUGCCUCAUUGGAUGGGAAAAUACUUGAUGGGACACGUGGCUCGUCUGUUGAAGGUGCAACGACCUAUACCGUCUUCCCCAUGGCAACUAGCAAUGGAAAGAAGGAGGAAACGAUUAAAGGAACUGGCAGCAAAAGAUGCAAAAGCUAGUCGUUCUGCAUGGCGGGCGCCAAGCGAAAUGCUUUUUGAUAAUAAAGCGAAGCGAUAUGGAUUUCGAACAAGACACAUUCAAGACAUGACUGGGUUCACCGAAGUCACACCGGCAGCAAAUGGAAAAGUGGAAUCUUCAGCAAUUCCUGCAGCUCUUUUACCAGUACCAGAUAAAUAUAAACCUGCUGUCGACGGCGUUAACUGGAUUUCAAACCAUGUCAAGGAUAAAGAAAUAAAAGCACAGUCAUGCGACGACUGGGAAUAUUGUGCUCUCAUACUGGAUCGAGUAUUUUUCUGGAUUUACAUGUCAGCGUUUAUUCUUGGCACAGUAGCAUUCUUUAUUCGAAUAUCGGUUGCCUAUUAUCCAAAACCAGAUCCACCGGACGAACAAAAAGAAAUAUCUACGUUUUUCUACGGGAUUUUUGCCAUGUGAUUGGAGACGAUUGCCAGACUAUUUUAUGACUUGCUAACAGAGAUAAAAAAAACUAUUUCAGGGGAUGCUGUACUUUAUUGCACCAAUGACUUCAUUAGUUUCUUUAAAACUUUGACAAAUGUGUCCUGAGAAUCAAAAGCUUGUUUUGUUGGUGUCCGCGCUGUCGGGGAUUGCCAUUUGUAGAGUAUAAGAUGUGGGAAUACUUUUAAACGUUCCCAAUUACGGCAGGUAUAAAACUGCAUAUCAUAUAAAUAAUUUUAGCAAAAAUACGUCGGAAUUUUGAAAAAAUUAGUGUCUGACAAGAAAGUUGGGGUAUGUACAGGGCUGCCAUAACGUCCUUAUUUCUAAAAUUUGUCCUUAUGUUGAAGGUCCUCGUCUUGGGAUAACUUUGUCCUUAUUUCUAAGAAAUGUCCUUAUUUUAUUGGUAAAGGUUCUUAUACCAGUUACUUAGACUGAUCAAUUCGAUUUGCUAGAAAUGCCAUUUUACAACCUAAUUGAUUGCUACGCGCUCUCAUUGCAUAAUAACAGCAAAUUAAUUGACACAAUGAUAAAACAAUAGCCUACCGACCAAAAUCAGUUUGUGUAACUUGAAUUAAAAUAUAACUUAAAUGUGAGAUGGAACAGAUAGUUUCUAAGAAAAAAGGGUACUGCUGAAGUAUGCGCACCAAGAUGUCGCUUAACCUGAACCCUAACCUGGUACACA